Cyanistes caeruleus (blue tit) is the source of this 1171-nucleotide messenger RNA. NCBI's taxonomy places the organism in Eukaryota, Metazoa, Chordata, Aves, Passeriformes, Paridae. The record is from RefSeq and is a predicted model, not a curated record.
CUGGGCACAGCACUGACAGCCCAACACGGGGUGUAAUUAAAGCUAUUUAUCAUCCUGCUGCCGCAGCGGGACCAUCGAUCCUGGCAGCCCGGCUCUAAGGGCUCCUCUGGGAGGAUGGAGCAGGAUAUGGCCCAGGUCCCUGGGGCUCCAGCUCCUGUCUGCUGUCCAGGGAACACCUGCGCCAUUGGCCAUAGCACCUGGUGCUGGGCUCCUGGGGAAUGACUCUGCCAGUGUGGUCACUCCUGCUGCUCUGCACCUUUCUCAGUGCUGGAGCAGGGCCUCUGGCUAUCCUGGCUCCAGUCUGCCCUCGGGGAUACCUGGCAGGGCUGAGGGUGUCACUGGGGUCAGGUUGGGACCCACUUUUGCUCUCUCUGACAGCGGGUGGCUCCUACUACAUGAUCUCACGCUCCCUGGGACCUGAGUUUGGUGGGGCUGUGGGGCUCUGCUUCUACCUGGGCACCACCUUUGCCGGUGCCAUGUAUAUCCUGGGCACCAUCGAAAUCUUGCUGGCCUACAUCUUCCCGGCCAUGGCCAUCUUCAAGGCAGAGGACGCCAGCGGGGAGGCGGCCGCGAUGCUCAACAACAUGCGUGUGUAUGGCACCUGUGUGCUGACCUGCAUGGCCACUGUCGUGUUCGUGGGUGUCAAAUACGUCAACAAAUUUGCCCUGGUCUUCCUGGGCUGUGUCAUCCUCUCCAUCCUUGCCAUCUAUGCUGGUGUCAUCAAAUCGGCCUUUGACCCACCAAGCUUCCCGAUCUGCCUCCUGGGCAACAGGACCCUCUCACGCCACGGCUUUGACCUCUGCACCAAGAUGGUGGUGGAGGGGAAUGAGACGGUUGGCUCCAAGCUCUGGGAGCUUUUCUGCACCUCCCGUUUCCUCAACGCGACCUGCGACGAGUACUUCACCAUGAACAAUGUCACUGAGAUCGAGGGCAUCCCUGGCGCUGCCAGUGGCCUCAUCCAAGAGAACCUCUGGAGCUCAUACCUGACCAAGGGCGUGAUCGUGGAGAAGCGGGGGCUUCCCUCAGUGAGCUCCCCCGACACCCCAGUGGAUAUGGACCAGCCCUACGUCUUCAGCGACAUGACGUCCUACUUCACCCUGCUCGUCGGCAUCUACUUCCCCUCAGUCACAGGUGGGAGCCUCCUGGGUCCCGCUCCGGGCACAGCGGGCAC